Molecule: messenger RNA, 2585 nt
Organism: Saccoglossus kowalevskii
Lineage: Eukaryota; Metazoa; Hemichordata; Enteropneusta; Harrimaniidae
Product: triacylglycerol hydrolase DDHD2-like
Cellular component (GO): COPII-coated ER to Golgi transport vesicle; cytoplasm
Molecular function (GO): protein binding; metal ion binding; glycerophospholipase activity
Source: RefSeq, a predicted model, not a curated record
AUGUGUAGUGAGUCUGACAUCAAGGAGAUGGGACUUCCAAUGGGUCCAAGGAAAAAACUAAUGAGCUUUGUGAAAGCACAGGCUGCAAAACAGGAGGAAAGAAAACAAGAGCUUGUGAAGCAAGAAGCGGAAAAAGCUGCCAGGUUAGCGGCUCGGAGGGUAGAACAGGAAAUGUCUAGACAACAGAGACUUGACAGCAGUAUGCAGGAUUCAUCGAUGUCUGUACAUGUUGACUACACACCAGGAUUAAAAGGUACUGGUCAACCUUUUGUAAAGUAUCCCCAGCUGGAUUUCCUGCCGUCAUGUUUCUUUGCACUUGGUUCCCCUAUCGGGAUGUUUUUAACUGUCAGAGGAGUUGAAACUGUAGGAGAUGAUUUUAAACUACCGACAUGUGAUGCGCUGUUUAACAUCUUUCAUCCGUUUGAUCCUGUUGCGUACAGAAUAGAGCCUUUAAUAAAUAAGGAAGCUAUGAACUACAAACCUGUAAAAGCCUUGAGUACAUUUGGUGCGGAUUUGAAACGAGGUUUAAUUGAUUCCAUGAAAAAAACAUGGAAAACUAUCCACGAGUUUGCAAUCUCCCGAGCUACAACUGCGGAACCUACCGAAGAAGAAAUGGAGAAAAUAGCCGAUCAGUUAGAACAGGAACAAGCUGAGAAACAAUCAGACAUCAGCUCAUCGGAAUCUUUUGAAUUUCUUGCUGAUGAGUUAAAACUUGGUAUUCUCAAUAAAGGCAAUCGCAUCGACUAUGUUUUACAAGAAAAACCUAUAGAAAGUUUUAAUGAAUAUUUAUUUGCACUAGGAAGCCAUGCAUGCUAUUGGGAAUCAGAAGAUACAGUUUUAAUGAUCUUAAAAGAAGUUUAUGCUCUCCAUGGCAUUUUACCACAAGCACAGGGUCCGGAUAAAAAGAGGCCAUCACAGACACCACCAAAGAAUCCUGUCUUACCUCCACCUUAGACCUCAACCCUGUUACUUAUGAAAGGACAUUUACACAGUGCUUAGUGCAUAUGAAGCUGCUUACUCAUUGGCUUAGGAGAGUCACAUGACUUUGGAGCAGCCAAUCAGCUUGAAGGGUUGAUCACCUGUUAAUCAAAGUACCACAAUUUUUAAAUUUUAAGACAAUAAACAUAACUUUUGAUUAAGGGAAAAGCUGCUUUCGCUGCAUUUUAUAGAUCUUGUUUGCGCUGUUGAAUCAUGACUCAUUUGAGCCAAUGUAGUUUUCGAAUCAAUAGCUAUUUAUUUUAUUAGAAUGUAUUAAUUAGACUUUAUAAAUAUGUUCAGUACUGUAAAUGCAUUAAAUUUUCACUGGGUUUUAAUUUCACCAUUUUCAAUGAUAAAUAUUCCUGUGAACAUGUAAAAUAGAACUCAUUGUUUCCCUGGUAAAGUUGUGAGAUUUAAAACUCAGUGAAUAUGCUCAAAAUGUCAAAAUAGUUAAAUUAAAUCUCUUUACAGUAUUUGAUCAUAAAUCAUUCCUAUAGUACAAAAACAAGAGUACCGAUAUUUAGUUAAGUUAUAAUUAUUUCAUCAUUAAAUUGAUUAUAAUAUACUAAGCACAAACAAUGUGCAGGUGACAAGUCGUUCACAUCUGAAGGAGAAAGUUUGCUGAUGCAGUGUCUAAAUUUCUAUGUAUCAUGUGUCCUGGUUUAUGUAUUGUCACAGUAGAUUGCAAGCUUCUCUCUCAUGUACAAGUUGACCUGCUUAUAAACAUGCUGUGUCAGGCUGCAUUUUGUUAAUGUUGACCCAAAAUAUCAACUUUAGUUGAUAUUCAUAAUCAUAUUCGCAAUCAUAAUCAAUUCCCAGUCAACAAUAGUGUAUCUGAAUAUCUACCAUCAUAUUUGUCUUAAAAGCACAUUUAUUAUGGUAGAUCUUAAAGUACAUCAACCUAACACUAAUCCAGGUCCAUGCAAUCCUAAUAGAAUAAUAAGAAUAAAUAUAACAUCAUCCUGGUGCACUAUAGAAUACUUUAUUUCCGCAAUUUUUGAGUGAAAAUGAAAUCUAGCGAAUAUACUUUUUUUCCUAUAUUUCACAUUCUCCUCAUGAAAAAUCUGUGAAAAUAAAUUCCAUACAAAACACCCAACAAGUUUUCAGCGAAAAUUAAUUCCAACGAAAAUAAAGUAAUUUACAGUACCUCUAAGAGAAGUACAUGUCAGUCGCACCAGUUCACAAUUUUUUUAAAACAAAUGUGCUUUUUAAGAUUUGGCGGUUGUGUACUUUAUCUUCGCUAGAAUUAAUUUUCGCUGAAAAGGCUUUUUGGACGUUUUGUAUGGAAUUUAUUUUCACUAAUUUUUGACGAGUUUAAUGUGAAAUAUAGGAAAAAAAGUAUAUUCGCUGGAUUUUAUUUUCACGGAAUCAUCCCUUCAGCGAAAAUAAAAUUCAAGUGAAAAUAAAGUAUUCUACAGUAUGAAAUAAGAUGCUGAAAAGCCCUCUCAUGUACAAAUAAACAAACUUGUAGUGUUUGUUUUCAUCUUUACUGUUCACGACUACAUGCAAGUAAUAUGCGACUAUUUUGUAUAUAAUUCAGUAGAGUUGCAUAUUAAUGUCUUUAUUUCUGAUCAUCUUUCUGAUAAUAAAUAUCUAAUCCGAUGCAA